AUGAGGAUAAUAUUCUUGUACGAAUACAAACUUGAUCAUAGUGCGGCCGAGGCAACGCGAAACAUAAACACUGCUUUUGGGGAAGGUUCUGUAAGUGAUCGAACCAUUAGACGUUGGUUUGAAAAGUUUCGGUCUGGUGAUACAAAUCUCGACAAUUUGCCUCGCGGCCAUGCACCAUCAGUGAUUGAUGACAAUGUUUUGAAAGACGUAGUUGAAGCAGACUCGCGUUUAUCAGUUCGAGAUAUUGCACACAGCAUCAACGUUCACUAUUCCACUGUUUCCCGACAUUUAAAGGCCAUGGGGAAAGUGAAAAAGUUUGACAAAUGGGUACCACAUGAACUGACUGAGAGACACAAGCUUCGCCGUAUGGAAAUCAACUCAUCUUUGCUUUCCCGACACAAUAAUGAAGGAAUAUUGAAUCGAAUAGUAACGUGUGAUGAAAAGUGGGUUCUUUAUGACAAUCGUCGACGUUCUGCCCAGUGGUUAGAUGCUGAUCAAGCUCCGAAACACAUGCCGAAACCGAGCCUUCACCCACGUAAAGUUAUGGUAUCUGUAUGGUGGUCUGCCAAGAGUAUUGUGCAUUUUUCGUUUUUUAAAAAGGGUGAAACUAUAAAUACUGACAAAUAUUGCCAAGAAAUUGACAUUGUGAUGGAAAAACUGCGUAUUGAACAGCCGGCAUUAUUAAAUAGACGCGAAAGCGACGUGAAAAAUGCGUUCAACGAAUUUCUUGCAUCUCGCUCUUCUAAUUUCUACGUGAAAGGUAUUGAUGCGCUUGUAUCACGUUGGGGGAAGUGUAUUGAGGUGGAGGGAGACUAUUUCGAUUGA
Molecule: messenger RNA, 825 nt
Organism: Harpegnathos saltator (Jerdon's jumping ant)
Lineage: Eukaryota; Metazoa; Arthropoda; Insecta; Hymenoptera; Formicidae
Product: histone-lysine N-methyltransferase SETMAR-like
Exons: 2
Coding region: 1-825 (274 amino acids)
Molecular function (GO): nucleic acid binding
Source: RefSeq, a predicted model, not a curated record